AUGCUGAAAGAAAAAAAAGACGACGACGAGGAGCUUCGUAAGUUAUGGGAACAAUUCCAGGAUUCUAGCGAUGCCCUCGAUGAGAAACGGAAGCAAGUUAUAGAAACAAUCGACAGGAAUACAGGUUUAAACGACUACCCAUGUAAACUAUCCAUAAUGACUGCGUUAGACGAGCUCAUUGGAUGUUUUGCUUUGGGAGGACAAUUCAAACAUUAUUAUAGAUACGGCUCAUACGAUUUGUGUGAGAAACAACGAAAGAAGUUUUGGUUUGCAUUGAAACAUGGGUCGUUAUUUGAUCAAAAAGACAAACAGGUGGAAAAGUUGAGUGAAACGGAGUUAGAGAAUCAAGUUCAAGUGCAAGAAUUUUACAAAAAGAGACUUUUACAAGAGAAAAGUAAUGGAAGUUCAGAAGAUGUAUGGGAUGCUAGGGAAGAAGCAAAAAGUUAUCCAUUUAGGUGA
Molecule: messenger RNA, 459 nt
Organism: Lodderomyces oxycetoniae
Lineage: Eukaryota; Fungi; Ascomycota; Pichiomycetes; Serinales; Debaryomycetaceae
Exons: 1
Coding region: 1-459 (152 amino acids)
Source: RefSeq, a predicted model, not a curated record